UCUCACCCCUGGAGAGUCUAAGCUUCGAUGUAUCCUCAGAGCAACUCAGAAGCCUCUAUCCUGAAUACCAACGGGGCCUCUAUCCUGAACACCAACGAAGCCUCUAUCCUGAAUACCAACGGGGCCACUCAAGGUCUGCAGCAUCCCUUGCCCCCGAAGCCCAGAAGACUCUGGUUAGAGUUUCUCCCCAAGUCCCCAGGCUUGCUGCUCCUUGGCACCCCCCGGCAUCAGAUGUCUCACUGGCAAGCAACACCGGGCCCAGGACUGCGGCCCCGAAAGCUUCUCCUUCCACCCCACAACCCUAGAGAUCUUUCUGGGCUCUGCCCAGGCCUCAGAAAAGAAGCCCCCACCCCCAUCCCUGCCCUGGGCUGUCACCUCCCAGGUAAGAUUCGCCCUCUGUCCCUCCACAGCCCUCCCGAGGCCUCUGCCCCCUCCCCCAGCUGGUUUCUGGUCUCCAAAGCCAGUGUGGUGUUUAAUCUCCAAGAGAUUAGUGACCUGCUUUCGCCGCCCUCCCCCACAGGCUGCUCGGAUGCCCCUAAAUAUUCCCUGCUGGAAGGGCAGGCCCCCAUGGCCACCCAGAGAGCGUCUCCAGGUGCCCUCCUUGACGGUGCCACCCACCCCACCCACUGACCCACUUGGCUGCAGGCCCUUUCUGCUGGCCAGAAGGUGUCAUGGGGCACCCUGUGGGUAACACUGCCCAAACGCCUCAGGUGAGGUCAGUCAGCAGAUGUUCCUUGGGCAUCUACUAUGUGCCAGGAACUACGUGUCAAGAAAAAGAUACUUUAAGCAACUGGAAUUGAGGUUAAAGGCUGAUGCACAUGAGCGGGGACCUGAAGACCAGGUGACUCCAGGACUGGCAAUUAGGGUGAGGAGAAAAGCAGACACUGGGCAUUUUUCAUCUCUAACUCUGGGAUGCUUCCGUUAACAGUCAGGCAGGUUUCUGGGUUUGUGUCCCUUUUGCAAGAUUGCACCAAGGGCAGAGAUCUGCUUUUGUAAGGCUUGUGGUGGUCAGGGAGAGGGAGGGAGGAAGGAAAGGGGAAAGGGGGAAAGAAGUUGCCUCCUUCCCCUUUGUUUGAAGGUUUUGAAGUUUCCCUCUUUUUGAAGGGUUGAGGCAAAAGAAUGAGAGGUCCCUCUCCCGUCCUAAACCUUGCACGUGCUGGGGCUGAGAGUAUAGUAGUGAUGGAUUAACUGGCCUCAAAACAGGUGAGGCCCCUGUCUCCCAAGUAAUCUUCACACAAAGCCCCCAGAGAUUUACUUAGAUGAUGAAA
Molecule: messenger RNA, 1268 nt
Organism: Piliocolobus tephrosceles (Ugandan red Colobus)
Lineage: Eukaryota; Metazoa; Chordata; Mammalia; Primates; Cercopithecidae
Exons: 2
Coding region: 28-630 (200 amino acids)
Source: RefSeq, a predicted model, not a curated record